Messenger RNA from Amborella trichopoda, 2575 nucleotides. It is a transcript of the gene GFAT, whose product is annotated as putative glucosamine-fructose-6-phosphate aminotransferase. Gene Ontology annotation, biological process: protein N-linked glycosylation; carbohydrate derivative biosynthetic process; UDP-N-acetylglucosamine metabolic process. Gene Ontology annotation, molecular function: carbohydrate derivative binding; L-glutamine:D-fructose-6-phosphate transaminase (isomerizing) activity. NCBI's taxonomy places the organism in Eukaryota, Viridiplantae, Streptophyta, Magnoliopsida, Amborellales, Amborellaceae. The record is from RefSeq and is a predicted model, not a curated record.
CACACUCUCUCUCUCUCUAAAUUUAUCGUUUUCCUUUAAUUCUCUCUCUAAAUGUCUUCAUCUAUACUCUUUCUGUAAUUCUUCUCUCUCUCUCUCUCUCUCUCCUCUAGCUCUGCAAUCCCGUCGUCAAAAUCCCUACCUUUCCCUCUCUCUAUCUCUCUCUACAACUUCGAGAAAAUGUGUGGGAUUUUCGCUUACCUAAAUUACAAUGUGUUUAGAGAGAGAAGAUACAUAUUAGAGCUUCUAUUCAACGGCCUUCGUCGCCUGGAAUACAGAGGCUACGAUUCCUCAGGAAUCUCCAUUGACUCAGAUCCCUUCCCCUGUUUGACGGAUCCCCUGUCUAAAUCCCCCAUUUCCCCCUCCCCACCCCUCGUAUUCAGGCAAGAGGGAAAGAUCGAGCAUCUUGUUCGCACUGUGUACCAAGAGGCAGAUGGGAUGGAUCUGAAUAUGGAGGAGAGGUUUCAGGUGCAUGCAGGGAUUGCACACACGCGAUGGGCGACACAUGGGGUCCCCUCACCAAGGAAUAGCCAUCCUCAAUCAUCCGGAGCAGGGAAUGCGUUCUUGGUAGUUCAUAAUGGAAUUAUUACUAAUUAUGCGGUUUUGAAGGAGACCCUUAUUAGGCAUGGAUUUGAGUUUGAGUCAGAAACUGAUACAGAAGUCAUUCCAAAGCUAGCAAAGUUUGUAUUUGACAAGUUAAUGGAACACAAAGCAGAUGAUGCUGAAGGUGAUCAGAAUGUCUCUUUUAGUCAAGUGGUUAUGGAAGUUAUGAGGCAACUUGAAGGAGCAUAUGCACUAAUCUUCAAGAGCCCACAUUAUCCGAAUGAGUUGAUUGCAUGUAAACGUGGUAGUCCAUUGCUUCUUGGUGUUAAAGAGCUAUCUGAAGACUCGAACAAUGGAGCAUCAUUUGAUGAUAGUGAGUUCCUCAUGAAGAAUGAGAAACCUAAAGAACUAUUUUUCGCAAGCGAUGCUAAUGCUCUGAUUGAACACACAAAGAAAGUGUUGGUAAUUGAGGAUAAUGAAGUUGUGCAUCUUAAGGAUGGAAGUGUAUCGAUCCUCAAGUUCGAUACCGACAAGGCCAAAAGUGUUGGUGGUCUUCCUAGACCUGCAUCUGUACAACGUGCAUUAUCUGUUCUCGAGAUGGAGGUUGAGCAGAUUAAAAAAGGUAGCUACGAGCAUUUUAUGCAAAAAGAGAUCCAUGAACAACCUGAGUCUCUAACCACUACAAUGAGAGGGAGGCUUAUCAGAGGUGGGUCUUGCAAUGCAAAGGGUGUCCUCUUGGGUGGGCUUAAAGAUCACUUAAAAACAAUUAGGAGAAGCCGACGAGUUAUUUUUAUUGGCUGUGGUACAAGCUAUAAUGCAGCUUUAGCAGCAAGACCGUUCUUGGAAGAGCUUUCUGGCGUGCCUGUUUCUAUGGAACUUGCAAGUGAUUUGUUGGACAGGCAAGGGCCAAUUUACCGAGAAGAUACAGCUGUUUUUGUUAGUCAGUCUGGAGAAACUGCCGACACUUUGCUAGCCCUUGAAUACGCCUUAAAAAAUGGGGCAUUAUGUGUUGGUAUUACAAACACUGUCGGCAGUGCCAUAGCCAGGAAUACUCAUUGUGGGGUCCACAUAAAUGCUGGGUGUGAGAUUGGCGUGGCUAGUACUAAGGCAUACACAAGUCAGAUUGUUGUGAUGGCCAUGCUUGCUAUAGCAGUUGGAGAUGAUGCUAUAUCGAGUCAAUCAAGAAGAGAAGCUGUCAUAGAUGGCUUAUUUGAUCUUCCAAACAAAGUUAGAGAGGUAUUGAAACUUGAUGAUGAAAUGAAGGAUCUUGCAAAACUAUUGAUGGACGAGCAGUCUCUUCUUGUGUUUGGCCGUGGCUAUAACUAUGCGACAGCUUUAGAAGGUGCACUCAAAGUGAAAGAAGUGGCUUUAAUGCACAGUGAAGGAAUACUUGCAGGGGAGAUGAAGCAUGGUCCUUUGGCAUUAGUUGAUGAAACAUUACCAAUUGUUGUUAUCGCUACCCACGAUAAUUGCUUCAGCAAGCAGCAAUCAGUUAUCCAACAACUUCAUGCUCGUAAAGGUCGGUUGAUAGUGAUGUGUUCAAAAGGAGAGGCUUCUUUAGUAUGCCCUAGUGGAUCCUGUCGAGUUAUUGAAGUGCCUCAAGUUGAGGAUUGCCUUCAACCUGUUAUCAAUAUCAUUCCUUUGCAGCUGCUGGCUUACCACUUAACUGUUCUGCGCGGAUAUGAUGUAGACCAGCCAAGAAACCUUGCAAAAAGUGUGACUACCCAGUGAUGGGGUACUCAUUUUCUAACUGAAGAUUGGCAUCCUUGAAUUCUUUCGUAUAAUAUUAACGGCCAAUAUAUCAGCCCACAUAACCUUAAGUCAGUUUGCAGGUCACAUGUGAGGCGCAUGCUUGCCUGGUCAAUGAUCUAUGUGUGUGCGUGUUCUAAGGCACUCACAAUCUUUGAGUUGAGUUUGUAGGCGCUAUUUUUUGCAGUAAAUAUUUAGAUGAACACUGGCUCUUUAAUUCAUCAAGCACUCACAUGACCUAUGCGUCCUUUUUACGCGGUUUUGUGAUAUUUGUGCAUUCAUGUUU